Messenger RNA from Necator americanus (New World hookworm), 573 nucleotides. RefSeq lists its product as uncharacterized. Lineage: Eukaryota; Metazoa; Nematoda; Chromadorea; Rhabditida; Ancylostomatidae. Bases 1 to 573 code for a protein of 190 amino acids. The record is from RefSeq and is a predicted model, not a curated record. The transcript is spliced from 6 exons. Gene Ontology annotation, biological process: sleep; positive regulation of voltage-gated potassium channel activity; regulation of synaptic transmission, cholinergic.
AUGUUGAUAUUGCUACUUUUCCUUCCGACCACUUUCGGAGGAGUGUGCUACCAGUGUGCUUCUGAACUUGCACUAAUUAAUUGGUCUCGCUACGGUCUACCAUACGCGUCAUGUACCAUGUGGUGCUCCUUGUAUGACUAUAAACAUAACCGCCAUUGGAGGAAAGUACGAUGGAAAAGUUAUAGGGAGUUUCCUCUGAAAUCCCUCAAAGAGAAGGAGAGUACUUAUGCGAGGUCGUGCAUGAGACCUUCUUUGAGAAAGCACACUCGUCGGGAUUUUACUGUGAGAAUUCCAGGAGUAGUUCGUGAUUGCCAGACUUAUUUCCGCAGUCCCAAGUCUUUGCCUGAGGGCACUACGCAACUGUGUCGCCAUAGCGAACGAACUACGCUAAGGAAUCAGCGGAUAAAUAUGACUUUUUGCUACUGUCAAGGAUCUCUUUGCAAUGGAAAAGGUUCAACGCAUUUGCGAAGGGCGCCUCAUAGAAGGCAACCUUCUCGCCGAGAUCCGUCCUUGGCUAGUCAGAGUUACUCCAUCGAGUUUCUGUUAGCAUUCAUUGUUUGGGCGUUGAGUUGA